Messenger RNA from Mangifera indica (mango), 926 nucleotides. Its product is annotated as tRNA (guanine-N(7)-)-methyltransferase-like. The coding region runs from base 291 to 662 and encodes 123 amino acids. The transcript has 4 exons. NCBI's taxonomy places the organism in Eukaryota, Viridiplantae, Streptophyta, Magnoliopsida, Sapindales, Anacardiaceae. Gene Ontology annotation, molecular function: tRNA (guanine(46)-N7)-methyltransferase activity. Gene Ontology annotation, biological process: RNA (guanine-N7)-methylation; tRNA methylation. Gene Ontology annotation, cellular component: tRNA methyltransferase complex. The record is from RefSeq and is a predicted model, not a curated record.
CUAAGGGACCCCAACCGCGCUCUCGGUGAUCUCAACAGCUAACCGGACUUGCCCGAAAACUCCGACCUCCUGCAUCUCCAUCGGUAACAACAAACUUUCAGAACGAAGAUAUUUUGGAGAAGGAAACUAGCCCAACUUUCAGUAAGUCAAGUGGCUUACCGCGAAAGUGAUUCUAUCGAUCUCGAGCGCACAGCAACCCACUAAGCGAUUCUCACUUUCCCGUUCAAGUCUCACCUUCUCAUGUUGAAUAUUCCCUUCAUUAUCCUCACUUCUUUCCCUCAUCUGAUCAAAUGAAUGAUUCAAAAAAGAUCCAGUUUGCAGAUAUUAUUUGUGAUUUUGGGGGGCUUUUAAUUAGUCUUUCAACCCUUUUCCCUGAGACUCUAAUGAUUGGAAUGGAACUUAGGGAUAAAGUCUGUGAGUAUGUCAGAGAACUAAUUUCUGCAUUGAGGGUGUCAAAUCCAGAUGUGGAGGAGCUAGGAGACUGGAUGAAGUCUUGUUUGGAAAGCCACCCAAUGUUUGAACCACUGACAGAGGAAGAGCUUGAAGCUGAUCCAGUGGUAGAGCUCUUGAGUUGUGCAACCGAGGAAGGACAAAAGGUUGCCCGCAAUGGAGGGCAGACAUUCCAAGCAGUUUUCAGACGCAUUGUACCAUCUUCAUGGUGAGGCUUACAGUUUGGAAGUGGCAGCAACAAUUGAAUUGGAUCUUGGAGGAAGUCGCAGUGGUUCCGACUUGUCGUCCUUCACUUCCACGAAAUACUGAUCUAUCAUUUCUUCGGUCACUAGCUCUAAUUUUGAAGGCUGCCACUGUUGAGAAACAUGGUUAGGUACAAAAUCAGGAUCACUUAUAAUUUCAAUUCGUCAACUUGAAAAACUUUGCAUUCAUUGUAUUGCUCAUAUUUGUUAAAGAAAUUUAUUGAUGUUGUCUCA